CUUCUUCUCUUACUCUCUCUUCUACUACUGCAAGUAUUAAACCCACCACUAAAAUCUUCUCCAAAUCAAAUUCCCCGCACCAAAUUCUCCGCACCAUUAAUGCCCCUCUAUCCCCUCCCCCUCCACCCGCUCGUGCUUGAAACCCUAACCCUAACCCUAGAUCCGUGAUGUCGGUGGUGGUGGUGAAGCUCCGAUUAACCUACUAAAUCCAUGGCGCUCUCCCCUCCCGCCGCCUCCUCCCUCCUCUUCCUCUCCUCCCGCCGCUGCUCUACUAGGGUUCGUAUCCCCAUCUUCGCCCUGCGAAACCCUACCCUGCGUAUCCGCUCCCCGCUCCCCAGACCCCAUGGAUCGCUCCGGCUCGACCGGACCCUCACCGCCGAGGAGGGCGAGACGAUGGGGGAAGGGUUCUUCGAGGCGAUCGAGGAGCUCGAGCGCAUGGUGCGCGACCCCUCUGACGUGCUCGGGGAGAUGAUCGAGCGGCUCUCGGCGCGGGAGCUGCAGCUGGUGCUCGUCUACUUCGCGCAGGAGGGGAGGGACUCGUACUGCGCCCUGGAGGUGUUCGAUUGGCUGCGGAAGGAGAACAGGGUCGACGGGGAGACGAUGGAGCUGAUGGUGUCGAUCGCGUGCGGCUGGAUCGAGCGGCUGGUGGGCGGCGACCACGCGGUGGGGGAGGUGGUGGCGCUGCUGAAUGAGAUCGAGUGCGUCGGGCUCGAGCCGGGGUUUAGCAUGGUGGAGAAAGUGGUGGCGUUGUAUUGGGAGAGGGGUAAGAAGGAUCGGGCGGUGGAGUUCGUGAAGGAGGUGAUGAGGAGAGGAGGAGUCGGAGGCUAUAAGGUUGGAGACGGCCGCGAGAAUGAGAAGGGAGGGCCCGUCGGUUAUCUCGCAUGGAAGAUGAUGGUAGAUGGAAACUACAGGGGUGCAGUCAAAUUAGUUAUCGAAUUCAAGCAGGGCGGGUUCAAACCCGAAGUGUAUAGUUACCUAAUUGGUUUAACAGCCUUGGUUAAGGAGCAAAAGGAGUUCUCAAAAGCUUUACGCAAGUUGAAUACCUCCGUCAAAGCGGGCCACAUCUCCAAACUAGAUGUUUCAACUCUGCAAAGCAUAGAAGAAUAUCAGUCCGAACUAAUAAAAGAUGGAACUUCAAUGUCCGAUUGGGCACUGCAAGAAGGAAGCCCCAAACUUUCCGGACUCAUCCACGAGCGGCUCCUCGCUUUGUACACUUGUGCUGGUCGCGGUCUAGAAGCCGAAAGCCAAUUAUGGCUUAUGAAACUCUCGGGUAAGGAGCCCGACAAAGAGCUUUUUGACGCUGUGUUAGCCAUUUGUGCGUCUCAAAAAGAAGCCAGUUCAGUUCAGAGACUCCUUACGGGAGUGGAAUCCAUGAGUCCCAGCUUUAAAAAGAAGACGUUAUCGUGGCUUUUGCGCGGGUAUGUGAAGGGAGGGUUUUAUUUAGAUGCCUCAGCAACCCUAAUGCAAAUGCUCGAUUCGGGUAUAUGUCCCGAGUACUUGGAUAGAGCGGCCGUAUUGCAGGGACUACAAAAAAGUAUACAGGAAAGUGGGGAUAUUGAACCUUAUGUUAAGCUUUGCAAGCGGCUAUCAGAUAUGGAUCUGAUCGGGCCGUGUCUUGUGUAUUUGUACAUACAAAAGUAUAAGCUGUGGGUUAUAAAGAUGCUGUGAAGGAUUUCCUUGUUUCGCACCAACUGGUAUGAAGCUUCUCCUUCAUAUAUUUUACACUGUACUUGUAUAGCUAAUGUCUAGUCAGGUAUAAGAGGUGGGGCACUACAAAAGUAUAAAGGAUUACAAUAAUGUCACCCAAAGAUGAUGAUAUUGCAUUUUUUUUUUUUUUUUGCUGAAAAAUAUGUAAAAUUUGUGUAUAUGUGAGCAAUUGAAUUUAAUGAUGGAACCUGAAUCCUGUUAUUUGCAGCAGCACAUUGUCCUUGGGUUGUAGUUUUUUUUUUGGGGGGGGUGUAAAUUGCAAUGCUAAUCUCUGAACAUUUAGCCAAA
Molecule: messenger RNA, 1995 nt
Organism: Ananas comosus (pineapple)
Lineage: Eukaryota; Viridiplantae; Streptophyta; Magnoliopsida; Poales; Bromeliaceae
Product: pentatricopeptide repeat-containing protein At2g30100, chloroplastic-like
Exons: 2
Coding region: 211-1668 (485 amino acids)
Molecular function (GO): protein binding
Source: RefSeq, a predicted model, not a curated record